AGAGGAUAAGGGCAUGUAUUUAUUCAGAGUAACAAUCAACAAGAUCGUCGCUUUGGCCGAGUGGUUAAGGCGUGUGCCUGCUAAGUACAUGGGGUUUCCCCGCGAGAGUUCGAAUCUCUCAGGCGACGUUUUUGCUUUUUUUUUUUUUUUUUUUUAUUUUUAAUUUCGCUAUUUUCUUCAUUUAUAAUUUCGCUCUUUUUUAUUUUUUUCAAUAACUAUUUCAGGGUUCAGCUUCCCCAUCCCCAUUUCGUAGCUGAAGAUCGAUAACCGCCACAACAGACAGCAACAGAGGCUUCCCAUUCACAAGGAGCUUGCUUGCUUGGUAUUUUUCUGGUGAUUGUAAUUGAGGGGAAGUCAAGUGACAUCAUGGAAAGUCCCCACUCUGUCAACAGUCCAAGAAGAACGCUCAGUUUGUCAAGACAGCGGAGGGCAAAUUAUACAUCCUUUCCUGACCCAGUUGACAACAAAACCUCUGGCUUCGGAUUGUCCGGUGAUCAUGGCCCUAAGCCUUCUGAAGUUUAUGGUUUUGUAGGAUCCAUUAGCACUAUUGUUGCUUCAGUUAUUUUCUUCAUAUGGGCAUAUGUUCCAGAAUCAUGGCUACAUUCUAUUGGCAUCACUUACUAUCCUAGCAGAUAUUGGGCUCUGGCAGUACCAACUUAUGUCAUGGUCACCAUUGUAUUAAUGCUUGGAUUCUACAUUGGUCUUAACUUCAUUUCAACUCCUUCUCCUGCAUCUAUAUACACAGUUUUUGAUGAAUUCAGUAGGGAUCCUCUGAGUCUUGAUUGCUCGCUAGAGGGAGAGGAGAAGCCCAUCGAUCCUAUAUCUGAUAUUGGUAUCGACAGAAUCAAUGAUGCUAUGUUCAAUAGUGCGGCCUAACGAUCAAACUUAACUCCAAUAGUAUGCUGGGAGUUGCUGCCAAACAGCAACGGGUGCUGCUAAUAGAUUCUCCCACAUUACAUUGAGAGGUUAUAGCUAUUAGACAAGAGAUUGAGUUGGUCUUGUUAGAGAAUGAUUGAUUCUAUUUCCUUCCAUCAAAACACUUCAGCUGCUUUGAGGACAUCGUCUUCUCGAUUUAAGUAGUAUCUAAAGGAGUAGACUGGUAUUUUGCACAGUUUGAACCACCAUCGGUUCUAUAUGAGUCUGCUAAGCCGAAUCUGCACCAACGACCACCAUGCUAACAUAUCGCACCAACGCACACGGCUGACAGAGCUCAUUGUUGACCGCACGAACCGCCUUCAUCCACAGGCAGAGCACACUUGUGAACAACAUUGAGGGCAUGACUCUUUCUUUUAAACAUUUGCAAAUUAUCUUUCUAAGAAAAAAAUAAUGUUCAAGAAUUAAGUACUUGCAUCUUUAACAAAACUGAGGGCCGCAUCUUUAACACAUAGAAUAGCACCCCCGUUACAAUUGAAAAAAAUCACACAAAACUUGUAGAUAUGCAAUUGAUUUAUUUGCAGGACCAUGGACUUGUUUUUCAAUGGG
Messenger RNA from Lotus japonicus, 1482 nucleotides. Its product is annotated as phosphatidylinositol N-acetylglucosaminyltransferase subunit P-like. The transcript has 3 exons. NCBI's taxonomy places the organism in Eukaryota, Viridiplantae, Streptophyta, Magnoliopsida, Fabales, Fabaceae. The coding region runs from base 367 to 876 and encodes 169 amino acids. The record is from RefSeq and is a predicted model, not a curated record.